Messenger RNA from Ceratosolen solmsi marchali, 1472 nucleotides. RefSeq names its product islet cell autoantigen 1-like protein (gene ICA69). The coding region runs from base 134 to 1471 and encodes 445 amino acids. Gene Ontology annotation, biological process: regulation of transport. Lineage: Eukaryota; Metazoa; Arthropoda; Insecta; Hymenoptera; Agaonidae. The record is from RefSeq and is a predicted model, not a curated record. Gene Ontology annotation, cellular component: Golgi apparatus. Gene Ontology annotation, molecular function: protein domain specific binding. The transcript is spliced from 7 exons.
AACCAAUUUUUUACUUAAAAUAAUUUUAGUGUUUCAUCAGACGUUUAAUAAGAUUAAUUACCACAUAAAAUCUAUUAGUUUAUCAUUAGUGAACUGUUUUACAAUAUAUAAAGGAGGUUUAAAUAUUUAAAAAAUGCAACAUCAGUACUGGAUAACCAAACAAACACUAUCCCGAAAAUUAGGUCGUAAAGAAGAUGAAUGCAUUGUAUCAUCUGAUGCACAACUAGAUGCUAAAUUAGAACUCUUUCGAAACAUCCAAAUGUCUUGUACUCUUAUACAAAGAAUAAUCGAUAAAUAUCAAGAAUCUAUUUGUUAUUUAUCACAAGAAAUAAAUUCAAUGGGAAAAUUUCUUAAAGAGAAUACAGAUGAAGAUAAGUCACGUACUGGAGAUAUUAUGCUAACUAUAGGAAAAUCUCUUAUUUUUUGUGCUCAACAACAUUUAAUUUUGCACGAACCUUUAAUUAGAUUUUAUCACGAACUUGAAACUUUUCGACAACGAGCAGUUGGUGACACACUGCAUAAUGUUUUAGCUAUGGAGAAAGCUCGAACGGAAUAUAGGGCUGCUUUGUCUUGGAUGAAAAAUAUAUCUCAACAACUUAAUCCAGAUACAAUAAAACAGUUAGAAAAAUUUAAAAGAGUACAACAUCAAGUAAGAAGGGGUAAAUUCAACUUUGACAAACAAUCGCUGGAUUGCUUACAAAAAAUAGAUUUACUCGCAGCUGCUCGUUGUAAUAUGUUUAAUUAUGCAUUGAGUUUAUAUCAAAAUAAAUUGAUGAAUUAUAUUGAAAAAACUGCUAGGACAUUUUCUACAAUUUCAGCAAGUUUUGAACAUCAAAGUAAAAUAUCUGAUAAAAUUGAUAUAAAAAGAUUAAAAAAGAAUGAAUUAGAUUCUAAAGAAGAUAAACACAUUAAUCAAAAUUCAGAAUUUCUUAAAGAUAAAGCGUCAUUAAUAAAUAAUUCGUCAAUCGGUACAAGUAUGUUUGAUGAAUUCACUACUGAAAAUAUAAAAUGUAAUCAAAUGGAUGUAAGUAAUAUACAAGAUUCUUUACUACGAUUUUGUGAUUGGGAAAUACCUAAUAGUUCACGCCACUCGUACACUCAAGAACAGAGUAUUGAAUUAGAGAAUGUAUCAAUAUCUAAGUACAAAAAUAAAUACAAUGAAGUUUCUAAUACAGAAGUUUUAAAAGGUGAAGAUAUUUAUGAAAAAAAUUAUAAUACUGAAGAUGAAAGUAACUUUCUCCCUUCAGCAUUUUUGAAACAAAGCUUAGAAACUGCCCUUAAUAAAUCGAAGUCAUCAGAAAACAAUUUUCUUACAGAUAAGAAUAAUGUUAAUAAACAUAUGUUACUGCAGAUGGAUUGUUUGAAAAAUAGUGACAAUACUAAAUCUUGGAUGAAUUUAUUCGAAGACUUGGACCCAUUAUCAAGUAAUUUAAAUGAAAAACUUACGAAGUAUAAAAGUCCAUUUGUUUAAA